This is a messenger RNA of Gossypium arboreum, 415 nucleotides long. Its product is annotated as protein PSY3-like. The record is from RefSeq and is a predicted model, not a curated record. The transcript is spliced from 2 exons. The coding region runs from base 28 to 273 and encodes 81 amino acids. NCBI's taxonomy places the organism in Eukaryota, Viridiplantae, Streptophyta, Magnoliopsida, Malvales, Malvaceae.
AAAGGACCUAAAUGAAUUUACAAAAUAAUGAGUUUUAAAGCUAAGCUUUGCUUCUUUCUUCUAUUUACAUUGACUAUAGUGUCCUCGGCUUGUAAGGCAAUUUCAAUUUCAUCAGAUGAGAUAUUGAUUGCUACGAAAGAAAGGUCUCUAGUGGCGAACAUUGAAGAUUACAGUGAACCAACCGCGAAUCGUGGCCAUGAUCCUACUUCAAGAGCUAGAGGUGGCGGCGGAAAUGGCCGUGGCCGAGGCCAUAGCAGAGGUCGAAAGGGUUAAUGAUAAUCGUACUUAAUUUUGUUUUUAAAAAAAGUGUUAUUGGCCGAUUAUAAUCUAAAUAUUUGGUUAAGUAAUUGUGCAUAUGAUGCUAAAGUUUUGUAGUGUAAUAACGUUGAUAUAGUAAUUAUUGUGAUAUAUGUCA